Rangifer tarandus platyrhynchus (Svalbard reindeer) is the source of this 633-nucleotide messenger RNA. NCBI's taxonomy places the organism in Eukaryota, Metazoa, Chordata, Mammalia, Artiodactyla, Cervidae. The record is from the annotation of a GenBank genome assembly.
AUGACGCUCGGCCGUGCAGGGGCCCGCGGCAGCGCCCCCGGCCCUCCACGCCGCCCGCCCCAGGCCGCGGGCGCUUGGGCCGAGGCCGGAGCCCGCCCGGGUGUCCCCGCCGCCCGUCCGCCCGCCGCUCGCCUGAGCCCAGCGCCGCGCCGCGCCGCGCCAGCCAUGUUCACGGCGGCGGCGGCGGCGGUGCCCUGCGGGCAGGAGAUGAGCGGGGGGAGGCCGGCCCGCGCCCCCCCUCCCAGGGCCGCCGGGCGCUCCCGCGACGGCCAUGUUAAUGCAGAAGCAGCAGUGCAGCCCCCCGGGGCCGCGCGGCGCCCUGCCGAGAUCGUGAGCGAAGUUUGCCUGUGUCGUAGUCCCCGGCAGGCAGCGGUCGCCCGGCCUCCCCGGAGUCCGUCCCGGGCGGAGAAGCACCGGCCCCCUGCCCCGGUCCGCCGCCCGGCGCCGGGACGCGCGCCGCCCGAACCCGCAGUCGCCCCUUGGCUCGCGCCGCCGCAGCUGCCCGAACAUCUGGCUUCAGAGGGGGCCAAGGUCCCUGGGCCGCUGCCCCGGGGGGCGUCGGCCAGGACGGGUUCCGCGGAGGGAACGCAGCCCCAACAGUGGGGAGCUCAGGUUGAUGCAUGGAAAAGUUGA